AUGAAUCAAGAAUAUGAAAGAAUUAAAUUUAUUUUUUUGAGUUUGGAUAAGUUUAUUAUAAUGGUAUCAAUACAAUCAUACAUAGGAUUUAAAUAAAAAGAUAGCCUUAUAAGAUUUGAAAUUUACAUUUACAAAUGUACUGAAAAUAGAUUUAUUUUCAAAACUACCAUAGUUUUUUAUUUCUAAAGGCUUUAAUUCUAUUUAAUUAAAUUCUCAUCAAAGUUUAAGUGGGCAAGAUAUUUAACAUUUUGCCUAAAAAAAUUAGAAUUACCUCGAGAUUCUCGUCAAGUUUUAUGAAGAAGGAGCAUGA
Paramecium sonneborni is the source of this 310-nucleotide messenger RNA. NCBI's taxonomy places the organism in Eukaryota, Ciliophora, Oligohymenophorea, Peniculida, Parameciidae. The record is from the annotation of a GenBank genome assembly.